Molecule: messenger RNA, 2996 nt
Organism: Chelmon rostratus (copperband butterflyfish)
Lineage: Eukaryota; Metazoa; Chordata; Actinopteri; Chaetodontiformes; Chaetodontidae
Product: cullin-3-like
Exons: 16
Coding region: 214-2562 (782 amino acids)
Biological process (GO): protein ubiquitination; ubiquitin-dependent protein catabolic process
Cellular component (GO): Cul3-RING ubiquitin ligase complex
Molecular function (GO): ubiquitin protein ligase binding
Source: RefSeq, a predicted model, not a curated record
CAUCACUGCAUGCAAGCUAACAUUAGCCAAAAACCACUGAAGAGAGCGAGUGACAACAACAACAUAACAGGCAUACAGACCGACCUAAUUCCCAAAGGGGAGGUCACUGAGUUUCCCUGCCGCUUUCCUGGCGUAGAAAGCAAAAUAGCAGCUGCCUUUCAUGUAGUCUUUAAGUCAACUUAGAAACGAAAGUCGUUCUAACUAACGCUAAUCAUGUCCAACCUCAAAGGCAGCACCAAGAAGGACACCAAGAUGAGGAUACGAGCCUUUCCUAUGACAAUGGAUGAGAAGUAUGUGAACAACAUCUGGGACCUUCUAAAGAAUGCCAUCCAGGAGAUCCAGAGGAAGAACAACAGCGGGUUAAGCUUUGAGGAGCUGUACAGGAAUGCCUACACCAUGGUGCUCCACAAGCAUGGGGAGAAGCUCUACACAGGCCUGAGGGAGGUCGUCACUGAGCAUCUCAUCAACAAAGUACGGGAAGAUGUCCUAAACUCUCUAAAUAAUAACUUUCUGCAAACACUGAAUCAGGCCUGGAAUGACCAUCAAACUGCCAUGGUUAUGAUCAGAGACAUCCUCAUGUACAUGGACCGGGUCUAUGUUCAGCAAAACAAUGUGGAGAAUGUGUACAACCUUGGCCUCAUCAUAUUCAGGGACCAAGUAGUGCGCUAUGGCUGCAUUCGAGACCACCUACGACAGACAUUACUGGACAUGAUUGCUCGUGAGAGGAAGGGAGAAGUUGUAGACAGGGGGGCCAUCAGAAACGCCUGCCAGAUGCUGAUGAUUCUUGGCCUGGAUGGCAGGUCUGUAUAUGAGGAGGACUUUGAGGGCCCUUUCUUAGAUAUGUCAGCGGAAUUCUUCCAGAUGGAGAGCCAAAAGUUCCUAGCAGAAAACAGUGCCAGUGUCUAUAUUAAGAAGGUAGAGGCCAGAAUCAAUGAAGAGAUUGAGCGAGUUAUGCACUGCCUGGACAAGUCUACAGAGGAGCCUAUUGUCAAGGUGGUGGAAAGGGAGCUAAUAUCUAAACACAUGAAGACCAUUGUCGAGAUGGAGAACUCUGGUCUCGUCCAUAUGCUCAAGAAUGGCAAAACAGAAGACCUGGCAUGCAUGUACAAACUGUUCAGUCGAGUGCCAAAUGGUCUGAAAACAAUGUGCGAGUGUAUGAGCUCUUACUUGAGAGAGCAAGGCAAAGCUCUGGUGUCAGAAGAGGGAGAGGGCAAGAACCCUGUCGACUAUAUCCAGGGCCUGCUAGACCUUAAGACACGAUUUGACCGUUUCCUCCUCGAGUCCUUCAACAAUGACAGACUCUUCAAGCAAACCAUAGCAGGAGACUUUGAGUAUUUUCUUAACCUAAACUCCCGCUCACCAGAGUACCUAUCACUCUUUAUUGAUGAUAAGCUCAAGAAGGGUGUAAAAGGGUUGACAGAACAGGAGGUGGAGUCGAUCCUUGACAAGGCCAUGGUGCUGUUCAGGUUUAUGCAGGAGAAGGAUGUGUUUGAAAGGUACUACAAGCAGCAUCUGGGCCGCAGGCUGCUCAGCAACAAGAGUGUCUCAGAUGACUCAGAGAAGAACAUGAUCUCUAAGCUCAAGACGGAAUGUGGCUGUCAGUUUACCUCGAAACUGGAAGGGAUGUUCAGAGACAUGAGCAUCUCCAACACUACAAUGGAUGAGUUCAGGCAGCACAUACAAACCACGUCGGCAUCUCUCAGUGGUGUGGACCUCACAGUAAGAGUCCUCACUACUGGCUACUGGCCUACACAGUCGGCAACACCUAAAUGCACCAUCCCCCCAGCUCCCAGACACGCCUUUGAAGUCUUUAGAAGGUUUUACCUCGCCAAGCACAGUGGUAGACAGCUCACACUGCAGCACCACAUGGGCGGGGCAGACCUGAAUGCAACUUUCUACGGCGCUAUUAAAAAGGCAGGAUCAUCAUUUAUAAAUGCUCCUUCCCUUCUACAUCAUCUGCAGGAGGAUGGUUCAGAAGUGGGUGUGGGAGGUGCUCAGGUUACAGGCUCAAACACCCGAAAGCACAUACUGCAGGUCUCCACCUUUCAGAUGACCAUCCUCAUGCUCUUCAACAACAGAGAAAAGUGCACUUUUGAGGAGAUCCAACAGGAGACUGAUAUUCCUGAGAGAGAGUUAGUGCGAGCGUUGCAGUCUUUGGCCUGUGGGAAGCCGACACAAAGAGUUCUCACCAAGGAGCCAAAGUCUAAGGAGAUUGAGAGCGGCCACGUGUUUACAGUCAAUGAUCAGUUUACCUCCAAACUGCACAGAGUCAAAAUACAGACAGUUGCUGCUAAACAAGGAGAAUCGGACCCUGAAAGGAAAGAGACGCGGCAGAAAGUGGAUGAUGACAGGAAGCAUGAGAUUGAGGCAGCCAUUGUCCGAAUCAUGAAGUCAAGGAAGAAGAUGCAGCACAACGUCCUGGUGGCGGAGGUGACUCAGCAGCUCCGGGCACGUUUUCUCCCCAGCCCUGUGGUAAUCAAAAAGCGUAUAGAAGGACUAAUAGAAAGAGAAUACUUGGCGAGGACGCCAGAAGAUCGUAAAGUGUACACCUACGUUGCAUAGAUGAUGAACUAUGGAUGAGACGAGUAAGAGACUCUGAGCAGGGAGGAUGACAUUUGUUUGUUUUCUUUGGACUGUUGUUACGCAUGGACUGGAAGUUUCUUUUAAAGACAAAUGCUGGGAACCUGAUUGAUCCUCCCUUACAGAAACACAGUAAACACACAAUGGGGAAUAAAAUGUUGGCGCAGAAAAAAAAAUCCACCAAAACGUGUAGAUGAUUUUUAAAUCAGGCCCAGUCUUCCUAUUCCUGAGUUUUAACAUGGAUGGAUCCAGCUUCAAGCUUUUCACUGUUUUACCCUUGUAGAGAUCAGAUUUGCAAAGAAUCCCUUGGGAAAAAUGUGAAUGCACCACAUUAUUUUUUUGUUUCAAUACUGUAUAAAAAUAAUAAAAUUAUUAAAAACAUCAAAUGUGGAUUGUUAAAAAAUAAAAAUAAUGAU